AUGGUUGUUCCCGGUUUUAUCCAGUCUUUUAUAAUGACCAGAAGGGACCCCGAUGAUGCUUUCGACGUCCAAACUUCGAUUCGUCGAUUUCAACCGUACGUCCACAGCCGCCCAAUUUUACUUUCCGUACCACCAUCGCGUCGUAACUUACUUCUCGGCAAAAAGACGACCAAUCAGUUAGAACUUGGUUGGAGAACCUCAAUUGCACUUUCAUCACAGGGAAUGAACAGUGCAGUGACCACAAAUUAA
Messenger RNA from Macrosiphum euphorbiae (potato aphid), 249 nucleotides. The record is from the annotation of a GenBank genome assembly. Lineage: Eukaryota; Metazoa; Arthropoda; Insecta; Hemiptera; Aphididae.